Molecule: messenger RNA, 1470 nt
Organism: Scatophagus argus
Lineage: Eukaryota; Metazoa; Chordata; Actinopteri; Scatophagidae
Gene: gsx2
Product: GS homeobox 2
Exons: 2
Coding region: 326-1042 (238 amino acids)
Biological process (GO): regulation of DNA-templated transcription
Cellular component (GO): nucleus
Molecular function (GO): DNA-binding transcription factor activity, RNA polymerase II-specific; sequence-specific double-stranded DNA binding
Source: RefSeq, a predicted model, not a curated record
GCAGAACUUCGCAUAUAUAGUUACAGAGGAAUUAAUGUGGCUGGUUAUAUUAUUCUGUGUCCAAGAAUUCCCUAAAUUCAGGGAUAAAAAGAAUAAAUCUGCAAGUUGUGAUUGGAGGCCCACUGAGACAUCACGUGGUUUGGGUCGCUGACAGUAUAAACCCUUGGAGACGGUUGCGCACGUGGGUGACGCUGCAGGGCCAACCCUCCUCGGGGUCCCUUUUGUUGAACCAUCAAACAUAAGCACCUUUGGAGAUCCCGAGGGGUUCAGAUGAGAAACAGCCAUCAUCCUAUUCACGGAGAGACCACUUACCAGCGGCACAGCCAUGUCGAGGUCUUUUUACGUUGAUUCUUUAAUAAUCAAGGAUACAGCGCGACCUGGACCAGCUGAGCAUCCAGGACAAGACUUCCUUAUUCCCAUCAGCAUGCACUCUCCCAGCGUAAUGACGGUCACCGCUCCGGUGUGCCCAUCCAGGAAAAAUGGGACUUUCUGUGUUUGCCCGCUGUGCGUCACGUCCCACAUCCACUCUUCUCGCAGCGGCAUUCCCAUGCUAAAGAGUCAGUUUCCCGGAGCGGAGGCACAGUACUGUCAGAGAAUAGUGCAUCAGCAGUCUCCGGCACUCGCUCACCCGGGACAUACACCUGUCUGCACGCCCACCUUCAGCGUCACGGAUCCCAGGAGGUACCACUGUCUUUCUAUUGGCGCCUCCGAGAACAGCCACAUACAGAAUGGUAAGAGGAUGCGCACGGCUUUCACGAGUACGCAACUCCUGGAACUUGAGAGGGAGUUUUCCACAAACAUGUAUCUUUCGAGACUCAGAAGAAUUGAAAUCGCCACGUACUUGAACUUGUCAGAGAAGCAGGUGAAAAUCUGGUUUCAGAACCGCAGAGUGAAGCACAAGAAGGAGGGGAAAGCAACCCAGAGGAGCGCGCACAGCGGUUGCAAGUGCACAAGCGCUCACACAGACUAUUCAAGGUCAGAGGACGAGGAGUCUCUAUCUCCGGCCUCUGCCGAGGAAGAGAAAGAGGUGUCACCCAUCUGAGAGCAACACUCCCCACUUGCUCUGCCCUGCUACACUUCCGGGUUAUGGCACCACGCAACCUCUGCGUCAAAAACCUCCUGCAUGACGUCUGACAAGACUUGUUCUUCACUUCAAGUUUAUCCAACUUUUAAGAUUAAAUGUGUGAAUACAUGUUUUAACGCUGUCGUGAAAUGUUGGGACACCUGACCCACCGUGUAACGUAACACACUGAUGUAUUUUGAUCCCUAAAGGGUUCUCACCUCACAUACCCAAGUCUCGUUAAUUAGCCCCAGUAAAUGUUUUCAAUUAUCGCCAGAUGUCCCUUCACUGUCAGUGAGGUUGUGUGGUAAUCAAAGCCCUUAGAAACUGAAUAGGCCUAACCUGUGUGGAACCUGUACGCAACGAUUUGUAAAGUAUGUAUAUCUGUAUUUAUUGUAAUAAAACAUGAC